Molecule: messenger RNA, 3087 nt
Organism: Phyllopteryx taeniolatus (common seadragon)
Lineage: Eukaryota; Metazoa; Chordata; Actinopteri; Syngnathiformes; Syngnathidae
Product: methionine aminopeptidase 2-like
Exons: 11
Coding region: 1075-2532 (485 amino acids)
Biological process (GO): proteolysis
Molecular function (GO): metalloaminopeptidase activity
Source: RefSeq, a predicted model, not a curated record
AAAGUGUGGGUGUACAAAACGUUCCACCGAGAAAAGUGUGGGUGUCGAAACACCCGCCUUCUCAAGGGGGAGACAAAACAAACAAAAAGUUUGGCUGUUAAAACCUUUCCCCUGAGAAACUGUGGGUGUUAAAAGAUCCACGUCCUGAGUGGAAGUGGUGAAAGUGUGGGUAUGGUUAUCCUCCCAUCAUUUCUUGCGCUUUUUCAUUUUCCCUCUGAAAGGUUGUGUGGCUCGCAUGCAGUACACACUGUGGCCACCUGGUGGCUCGCAAGCGUCUCGCUGUCUCUCUCUCGUGCUCUUUCUUUCCCUCUCUGUCGCUCUUUUCCUCUCUCUGUUUGAGCGCCACACUUCAUAACUUCGUUUCCCAGUCGGCGAGCUCAUGGCGGAGCUUGAACCUGUGGACGGGGAGUUGAGGAGGAAGAGGAGGAAGAAUCCCAAGGCCACGGCAGCAGGUCAGGAUCAUGCGCGCACUCGCUGGACACUUCAUUAGGUACACCCAAGAGUUGUGGCACCUUACAAUAAGGGGGCCUUACAAAUGCCAAAUUUUAAUCAAGAAUCUUUAUAAAGAUUUCAUUAAGUCAUAUAAGAAUUAAAUGUGGUAGCAAACACCCAAUUGUAUGUCGUUAAAACUGAUGAUUUAUAAGUAUCACUAAUUAACUCAUUCACUGGCAGCCUUCCCAGUUCCCAUGGAUAUUUGACUUCUAAAGCCGUCAAUGGCAGUGGAUGUGUUAACCUCCCCUGUAUGAGGUCACCGCAUUGGCCACUCAUUCGGACAUUCAGCGCAUUCCUAAUGGGUGUUUUUUAAACACCCACGCUUGUCGUCACCCUUGUGAUGUGAAUGUGUGUGUGUUCACUUGCAACACGCGUGUACACAGGUGUGACAUAAAACCUGGGUAGGUGAUGUGGGUGGAUGAGGUGAUAUUGAUGUAGUGCAUUAACAGCGGGAGUUGAAGUCUUUCACCGGGAAAAGUGCAGGUGUUGAAACACCCACAUCCCCGCAGGUGUUUUGAAAAGUGUGACUGUUGAAACCUUCCACCAGUAAAAGUGUGGGUGUUGAAAACCUUUGCCUGAAAAAUGUGGGUGUUGAAACAUUUCAUCACGAAAAGUGAGGGUGUUGAAACAUCCACAUCCCCUGCGGGUGCACCAAAAAGCGUGGGUGUUGAGACUUUGCAGCCGUGGGGUCAAAUGACGCCGAGGGGGAUGACGAUGGUGUGGCUGAAGUCACACAACAGCUGGAGAAGACAACGCUGGAGGACAAAGAAGAGCGGGACGAGGACAGGCGAGAAGACGAUGGCGACAAGGAAGAUAACUCAACUGCCAAGAGGAAGAAGAAGACAAAAAAGAGAGGAAGCUACAGUGAAGGGACAGACUGACCCCCCCUCCGUCCCCGUUUGCCAACUUUAUCCCAGCGGAGACUUCCCCAAGGGAGAGGAGUGCGAAUAUCCGCCCCUAAAAGACGGGCGCAGUGCGGCGUGGCGGACGUCCAGUGACGAGAAGCGAGCUCUGGACUCGGCCAACCGGGAGAUGUGGAGCGACUUCAGGCAGGCGGCCGAAGCUCACCGCCAGGUUCGCUCGUAUGUGAGGAGCUGGAUCAGACCUGGCAUGACUAUGAUUGACAUCUGUGAGAAGCUGGAAGAUUGCUCCAGGAGGCUCAUUAAGGAGAACGGGCUCCAAGCGGGUUUGGCUUUCCCCACCGGCUGCUCUAUCAAUCACUGCGCUGCCCACUACACCCCGAACGCGGGAGACCCCACAGUGCUGCGCUACGACGACGUCUGCAAAAUAGACUUUGGAACUCACAUCAACGGCCGAAUAAUAGACUGUGCCUUCACCGUCGCUUUCAAUCCAAAAUACGACAGACUGCUGGAGGCUGUGAGGGAUGCGACAAACGCCGGAAUCGAGUGCGCAGGUAUCGACGUGCGCCUGUGCGAUGUCGGCGAGACCAUCCAGGAGGUUAUGGAGUCCUACGAAGUGGACAUCGAUGGCAAAACGUAUCAAGUGAAGCCAAUUAGGAACCUCAGUGGUCAUUCCAUUGGACGGUACAGGAUACACUCAGGGAAGACCGUCCCUAUUGUAAAAGGCGGAGAGGCCACACGGAUGGAGGAAGGCGAAGCUUACGCCAUCGAGACAUUUGGCAGCACGGGCCGUGGCGUAGUCUACGAUGACAUGGAGUGCUCGCAUUACAUGAAAAAUUUCGACGUGGGACAUGUGCCGAUAAGCUUGGAAACACGGAAAAUGCCAACACAGAGCAUGACUGGACCUCAUGUUUUGACGGGGUUAGGACUUCCAAGGGCCAAACACCUACUGAACGUGAUCAACAAAAGUUUCGGCACGCUGGCGUUCUGCCGCCGCUGGCUGGACCGGCUGGGCGAGAGCAAGUACCUGCUGGCGCUGAAGAAUCUGUGCGAGCUGGGCAUCGUGGACCCGUACCCGCCUCUGUGCGACAUCAAGGGCAGCUACACGGCGCAGUACGAACACACCAUCCUCCUCCGGCCCACCUGCAAAGAGGUGGUCAGUCGGGGCCACGACUACUAAGACUUUACAAGCCCAGUUAUUCCUGACUUCACAAUGCGGGUCAUGGCUUCUCUGCUCAGAAGCCAGGACCUGCAUUUACAACUGAAAUUCCAAAAAUGUGUUCCAUGGAACUCUAUUUGUUUAGUUCUAAGUCUGUUCUUUUCAUUUGCUUUCAUUUGUUUCUCUUGGCUGCACUACUUCCAGAACAUGCAUGUGGAUGUAAGAUUUUCUUUUUUUUUUUUUUUUUUGUCCAAUCAGAUUUCAACCCUGGCCCACUUCAACUGCAUUAGCAAAGGGAUUGGUGGGUCAGUGCAAAAACUGUCACAGCCGAAUUCGACAUCUGUAGUAACCUGCACACAUUAUUAUAUUUAAUAAUCAGCGGUAAUUGUUUACACUAUAGGCAUGUUAUUAGAUAAAUAUCAAUUUCCUAGUGCUCUUGAUGGAAUAGUUACAUAUAAGAUGGUAUUACAUCAUUAUUUGUGCUUCUGUUUUCCUCUCCAAAUGAAACAAAGGGCAUAUGGAGUGUUGUUGCACUGCUUUUGGGAAAUAUGAAAUAACAAAUGUACAACAUGCAAA